This is a messenger RNA of Diversispora eburnea, 167 nucleotides long. The record is from the annotation of a GenBank genome assembly. NCBI's taxonomy places the organism in Eukaryota, Fungi, Glomeromycota, Glomeromycetes, Diversisporales, Diversisporaceae.
GAAUCCCUCAUAAACUAAACCAACAACAACAACAAAUUAAUCUUUUGUUGGCAGCUACCUCAAUGGGGCAGCAAAAUAAAUCUAAUAAUAAUAAAAGAAAGCAUGGUCAUGAUAAUGAUGGUGUUGAUGGUGAAGAUGGGCACAUUUCAAAAAAACGAAAGAUAUAA